Molecule: messenger RNA, 955 nt
Organism: Marchantia polymorpha subsp. ruderalis
Lineage: Eukaryota; Viridiplantae; Streptophyta; Marchantiopsida; Marchantiales; Marchantiaceae
Source: the annotation of a GenBank genome assembly
GAAUCUCAUAAAGUGUAUAUUAGAUCCCUGUGAAGAGGUGAUGCCCAGCCAACGCAUAAUGGCUGUGCAUCUACCUACAGGACCAUACGUUUACCUUUCAAGACUUUGGAGCAACAACUCCAGCAUGAAAAGAUGUGCCGGUCCUUGUUGCAGCUGGCCCUCAAGGCUACGAAGGUUUUCUACAUUUUGGGGCUCUCAGGGCAUGUCAAUGAACGUGGAUGACACAAUCCCAACGAUCAAAAGACGCACGAGAAAGGGGAACUCGAAGCAUUGUGUAGGUCCAAGAGUUGAUAAUUUGGUCUGUCGUGAACCAUGGGGCAAUUGUCACCGAUGCGAUGACCUGGACAUCCUCACGUCUUCUCCUCUCAGAUCUCCACACGCGGCAAGACUAUUUCCUUGCCUCCUAAAGAAUGUCAACUUACACACAUUGUUGUACAGUACUGACAACAUUCCACAGCAUAUCAUAUUCUCAUACCCCACACGACUUUUGGGGAAAAAAAUAUGGCGGAAAUCGAGGACUUGGGUCUCCGAUAUUCGACUUCAGUUACAGGAUGAUAGUUGACUUUGGUCGCAAGGCAAUGGGUAACACAUAUUGUAUUGCAUAAAGGAUGACUUAGGUCGCAACUGCCCAUAUCCAUCCUAGUGACUGUUUUAGAGGUGAUCACCUAUUUACCAUUGCGAUACUACUAUCCGGACUAGCGGCUACCCGUUCAGGUCAUCCUUGUAGGGUUUGAUGAGGCCUUCCCAUCCCUUUUGCGAUUUACUUGGGCCCCUUCUUUGCGUACACACUACUUCCCAAUCACUGUAGGUUACUAGUGUGUGACUGGCCUCUCUAGUGCCUCAUUUACUUCUUUCCAUUCAUUUCCGACCAUUUGCUUUCCUCGAGCACACCUUAUAACUCAGGUGUGGGCUCUCAUUCUCUUCUCGUCACUGUAAACUCAUAUUUCAUGUGACC